UAUCAGUUGACAGCAACCAGUGCAUUCAAGAUACUGGAGACCGGUGUUCAUGCUUCUACCAAGGAUUUCGUUGUAAGGUAACUUCCCAAGUUUUAUUGAUUACUUCUUAUAAUAAUAACAAACAAUCAAAAUAUUUUCAAAGAAGUUCCUCUUUUAGUAAAAGUGAUACCAAUCAUAAAAGUUAAAGCGUUUAAUUUGUGUGACUGCGUUACAAGUCUGUAAAAUCAAGGUUCACGUAUAACAUGAAUAUUAAAGAACAAUAAAAAAUAUUUUUGAAUAUGACAAUUAUUAAGAUUUUUACUGACUUUUAUCUGCAUACGCGUGAUUCUAUGUUGUAAAGUUAUGGCAGAAUUUCAUUUUCCUAAGUUUCUCGAAACUGUAAACUGAAAUAUACAAAGCAGGUCAAUGUGAAGAAUGUAUUUCGUGUCGGAAAAAUACAAACAAAGUAUGACAUUAAAGUGAAAUCCCUCGCAUAGAAUGAUCUUCACGUAUACAUAUAGGUACAAUAAUGUGCGCGAGUUACAUAAUGUGCCCUACGCCGUACGCAGAACAGGCUUUCGCGGUUGACUCGCGCGCCUCGAGGGCAUCAGUCUCGUGCCGACCAGUGAGGUGAUAACAGGUCUGUUUCGACUUGCAGCGAAGCAAAUUUUGGCUGUCUUACGGAGGAAUUUCGAUUCUUUUUUCCUUAAUUCAGAUUAUUUUGUGCUUUUUCAUUUUUGGCUAUUGCUGAAGUACAGCUUGGCGUAAAUUCAUGAAGUAUACAAGUGAGAAAACUUGGAAGACGUAUAUACUGCAAAAGUUGGUAAAAAAUUACAGUAGACAGUGCAGAUUAUACGUUUUUCGAACUUUGUCAGUGAUCAGUUCAAAAUGAAGUCGAAAAUAAUCAAACCGAUGAACAUCAUUAAGAACGACAAAAACUACAGAAAUUUUUUGAAAUCGAUCAUGAAACUCAGACCGAGCGAAGAAUUUUUGAAACGUGGGUUAACUGAAACAGAAGUUGAAGAAAUUGUGAGGCCUUUCUACAAAACUCUUACUGAAGUACGCUUGGCUGGUUACACCGUUUGGGUGCAGAGUAACAAACUAAACAUUGUAAAGGAUAUUAAGAGACUAAAAAAGAAUUCAUCGAGAGUUAUUGCACCCGACAAUGCUCUCAAGGCUGAGACAUUUGAUAAUUUCGUUAAAGCGAUCAAAGAACUUAAAAAGAGUGGCUUGAAGUACGCCAUGGAACGUUAUGAUGAAAUCGCUAAAAAGGUAUACGGAGAUCUAAAGAGAUCAAUGUACGUGAGACAGUACAUUAAGAAAAAUUUAAGGGAUCUCAGAAAGAGUAUAAUCGUAACUGAUGAAAAUGAAAGUGACAGCAAAGACGAUAAUGUCUCAGUACAUUCAAUGGACUCUAAUGAUAGCCGUAGCCAAAGUAGCCGUUUAAGUCAAAAAAUUGUUGAAGGCUUUUCCAAUAAUGCAAGGCAUUCCACGCCAAAAAGAUCCCGAAUUUCACCCGACACCAUGGAGGUCGACACGGACACGUUACCGCAAAUUCAUAGUAAAGGUGUUGAUGCUGAAAGUAAAAAAGGAAAUGAUAGCGGUUUCAACACGAAUCCGACAUCGUCUGGAAUUAUGACGGAUAUCUCAGCCAGAAGCGAACAGGCUGACGGUGAUCAUGAACAAGUCGAGACUGAUUUGUCGACGAAUGGUGUCCAAAAGAAAAGUGAGACUGGACCAUCAUUCGAAGUCUCAUCAGAUGCUAUCGCAGAAGAUUGCAGCGACGACCACCACAUUCCUACAGCAGAUAGAGCAGAAGCUGUUUCAGCCAACCAAAUCCGCAGCAAUCGUGAUGCCCAUAAAAGGAGUAGCAUCAGUAAAAUAUCUAAAAAGACGCCAAAACGAUUUGUCCAAGAUGAAAUUAAAAGUCCUAGCGAUAGCGGCAAAAUCACAAGUUCUAGAAAUAAACGCUUUAAGUCAGCAACUAAUGAAUUCGCUGCCUCACCAAGGAGUGCUGAGAAGAAUUCAUACGCAUACCCUGACACGUCAUCUGCUAACAUACGAGGUAACGAUGAUAGCGAACGCAGUGACAAUUUCAUUGCUUUGAUUCGUAUAGACACGAACUCAUUAGCAAGAGUACGAAAAAGUUCUAUGAGUACUGAUCAUGAUGACUUCGUUACAGCAGAUGAGUGUCACCCCCAAGUAUUGAACAAAGAGAAUUCAGGCCGAGAUUCGGGGGGCAGCAGUUCUAGUUAGUAACAAGUUCGUCAAACGAAGUGUGUACGUAUAUGUUGCUGAAAUUGUAAGCAAAGUAAAUGAGUAGAUUAAGCGUUUAUUUUUUGGAUCCUUGUUAGCGACGUUUAAAUGUUUACUUAUGUUGACAGUCAAAAUGUUGUAUAUUUAUGAGUGCGUAAAAAAACAUAUUGUAUUAUGUUCAGGUUUCUAGUUAUUAUUGUAACUAUUUAAAGUAUUGCGACUUUAAUUUAUUUUUCAAUUUUGUUGAAAAUAUUUGUUAAUUUCAAUGAUGUGUAUUAUAUAAGUUGAAUUAAUUAAUCAUAGAAUUAGUUUACGUUGUUGCUUGAGUUACAAGCACGUUUUGAAUGUUUAAAAUACAUAUUGCAUAUACGUUGUUCAGAAUAUUCUUUAUUUUUAUUAUACACUUUACGAGAUGCAACAAAUCUCACAAUAUUUAUAACUAUAUAUAUAUAUCACGUUCGCGAUGCAUCUAAAACGGCGAUGGAUCAUAUUAUAUGCAUUCGAUCGAAUCACUGUAGUUGUAUCUCGGAUAUCAAACUCAUCGUGUGUUUGUUGUCGAUCUUUUUAAGUGAAUCAUUUAUAACUUACACUUCUAUGGGUUUUGUUAUUUUAAAACAUCUGAAUGUUGCAAACAGAUCAAAUCUUAACCCCAAAGUUCAAAGUUUCAUAGAAGAUUCACUAAAAAUUCACAAGUAAUCUAAUACAGCUCUAUAAAGCACUAAUAAAAAAACAUCUAUUU
Nasonia vitripennis (jewel wasp) is the source of this 2974-nucleotide messenger RNA. RefSeq lists its product as uncharacterized. Lineage: Eukaryota; Metazoa; Arthropoda; Insecta; Hymenoptera; Pteromalidae. The transcript has 8 exons. Bases 868 to 2235 code for a protein of 455 amino acids. The record is from RefSeq and is a predicted model, not a curated record.